AUGUCACGUUUCAGUACUCCGUCCUGCUCAACAUCAGAGUCACCUGUACUUCCUGAUAUCCUGUUGGUGGGAAGUCAGCAAUCCCUUGACGAUCCUGGUAAACCGCUUCCGGAGAAAGUUGAAAGUACAGACUCCGGAUUUUGCUCGAAAUCGGACAGUCCCACGCCCAUCAGCUCGCAAACAAGUUCGCAACAAACUUCCGAUACGUCUACUGCAGCACAUCCUGAAAUCGAAAAAGAACAAACCACACCACAAACCACAACGCCUAAUGGAGAGAUCACAAGGAAUUGUAAAGAGAAACAUUUUCAUGGUGGAACCAAAGAUGAUGGAGAGAACGCAAAGGUUGAAGGUCUUCGGGAACGGCUGUCGAAGUGGCGAAGUCUACCUCAACUGAAUAAGGGAGAAGAGACAGAAUGUAAUGGACAUGCACGAAUGGAAUCAGUUACAGCAAACGAGUCACAUAAGCAAAGGUCUCGCUCAGGUGCGUUAGGAAAUUUGUAG
Messenger RNA from Cylicostephanus goldi, 501 nucleotides. The record is from the annotation of a GenBank genome assembly. Lineage: Eukaryota; Metazoa; Nematoda; Chromadorea; Rhabditida; Strongylidae.